Messenger RNA from Helicoverpa zea (corn earworm), 1187 nucleotides. Its product is annotated as protein transport protein SEC31-like. NCBI's taxonomy places the organism in Eukaryota, Metazoa, Arthropoda, Insecta, Lepidoptera, Noctuidae. Bases 240 to 1118 code for a protein of 292 amino acids. The record is from RefSeq and is a predicted model, not a curated record. The transcript has 2 exons.
AAUAUGAAAUUUUGGUUGAAAAAACCCAAUGUCUUUGGAAAACCCUGUAGAAAUAACUAAAUCACAAAACAAAAUAAUGACGUGCGACCACAAAUGAGGAUUUUCUAAAUUACUUACACAGAAAUACCGAUAGAAACAGCAAUCGAUGAUGUCGUUAGGUUAUCAAUUAACGGUGAAACCAUUAUGAUAUAAAACCUAAUAGCUGACAACGAUCUACCAUAGUGAACUGUGUCUUCAACAUGAAAGGAAUACAGUUGGUUGUGGUGUUAGGAGCUGUGGCCCUCUCUUAUGGCUACCCAACAAACGACCAAGGGAAGAACCUGAUCACUGGAGUGUUCAUCCCAUCUGAUGCCUUCAAGAAUCUGCAGGACAGAGCUAAUGCCAAUUCGCCGAACAAUGGCCAACAGGUCCAAGGAACAGUGCAAAAUCAGCAACCGAACUAUCAGCCGGUGACCAACGGUGUCCAACAGCCAACUUACCAGCCAAUCAACACCAAUGCUGUCCAACAGCCCACCUACCAGCCAGUCAACACAAAUCAGCCGCAGUACCAGCAGUAUCAGCCACAACCCGUAAUGACGAACCAGCCCCCCACCCUAAACCAGCAACCCAUUCAAAAUCAGCAACCUAGCAUAAAUAACCCUCAAAUGGUGAUGCAGCCGCCGCGUUUGAACAACCAACCGGUGCUGACGAACCAACCGAACAUGAACCAGCCAGCUCCUAAUGUGCAGCCGAUGUCGAACCAACCUAAUGUAAUAUACACCCAACAGCCGUUAACAGCAAAUCGUGACCCGAAUCAGCAGAUUAUGGUGAUGACAAAUCAGCCGAAUGGGCAGUCUAACCAGCCUAUUGUGUUGGUCCAACAACCGUCUAACCAGCCGAUGUAUGUUCAGCAACCUAACCAGCCGCAGCAGGUUAUCAUAGCCACAAACCCCUCUAAUGGGAAUCAGAUUCAAGGAACUUUGGUCCAGUCGCCCAAUCAGAACCAGCCUGGCUCCACUGUGUACACGCUUAUACCACUGAAUGGACAGAGUAAUAUCAACAGCAAUUCUGGUGGCUCUUACCUAAUUCCUGUUCAAUCUGGUAACUCCAACCCGAUUAUAUUGAGCACCGGUAAAUAAACUUGAAUUGGGAAAUUGAAACUAUGUUUUGUGAAAUAAUUCCUGGAAAUAAAAGGCUAGUCUGUUAAA